AUGCGUACUCCAACGUUUUUUCUAUUCACGUUGGCGAUUUUGGCCGCUCUUUUGGCUUAUGGUGAUGCUCAACGUCGAAGGUAAAACUUUUUUUCAAAGUAUAAACUGAAAAGAUAAAAGACGUUGGAUUUUUUAAGUGAAAGAUUGAUUACUUUUUUCAGACCUACUUCUGUUGGGAGAGCUCCAAUAGCGACUCGUGAGUCACUUUCUGAUCGGUUUAAGUCAAAAAUAGAAAAAUAAACUAUCUAUCUCAUAAAACUUUUUCGAGAGAAGAAAUUUUCAAAGGAAAGGAGAUACCAGAGAAACAUCGAUAUAAAUUGAACCCAUUUUAUUUUUAGAAUCUCUAUUCUUUAAAAUUACCAAUAUUUGAACAAUUUCACAUUUGAAACGAGUGUGGCAUACGUAGAAUAAUCUAGCCGGAGUUAUAAAGAGGAAAUGUGAGAGAAGUGAGAACGAAGCUCUGCUUUUCAAGAAGUCGCGGAACUGAACUCUCAAUUUGAAAGAAACAGUUCAGCGUGCUUGGAAUUUUCGGACCAAGCUGAAUAAAGUUUAAAUGUGGCAGGCCUACGAUCCCCAUUGACGUCUUCGACUCGUCGCAAUCCUCUGCUUCUGCAUCGUCGACGUCUUCCGUUUGCGAAAAGCAGGAGAGGACCCGUUGGACCAAGUUCUGUACGUCGAAUUGUGCACGUCGUCCAUGACGGACCUCCUGGACAAAUCCCGCCGCCCGGAAUCGCCAAGAAACUCAACGAGGCGAUCGACUUCCGAGCCUUAGCCCGAAAACUGUUACGAAGAAGCCGUAAUAUUUGA
This is a messenger RNA of Caenorhabditis auriculariae, 807 nucleotides long. The record is from the annotation of a GenBank genome assembly. Lineage: Eukaryota; Metazoa; Nematoda; Chromadorea; Rhabditida; Rhabditidae.